Messenger RNA from Pezoporus flaviventris, 3405 nucleotides. RefSeq names its product phosphodiesterase 8B (gene PDE8B). Gene Ontology annotation, molecular function: 3',5'-cyclic-AMP phosphodiesterase activity. The transcript is spliced from 22 exons. Bases 109 to 2772 code for a protein of 887 amino acids. The record is from RefSeq and is a predicted model, not a curated record. NCBI's taxonomy places the organism in Eukaryota, Metazoa, Chordata, Aves, Psittaciformes, Psittacidae. Gene Ontology annotation, biological process: signal transduction.
GGUGCGCGGCGCAGGGGCGGCGGCCCCGCAGCCCGCUCGCUCGGCAGGUGGGAGCGGAGCUGGCCGGUCUGCUGGCAGUACGGCGGGGCGGGGAGGGGAAGGGAAGGGAUGGGCUGCGCCCCCAGCAUCCACGUCUCUCAGAGCGGCGUGAUUUACUGCCGCGACUCGGACGAGUCCAAUUCCUCCCACCAGACCACCACCAUCUCGCAGGGCGCCACCACCCUGCACGGCCUCUUCAUCAAGACAGACGCGGCCGACUCCAUCCCCUCCGUCCUCGCCUACCAGAGCCGGCAGCAGCCGCCACCCUCCGCCGGCCCCCGCCGCAAAGAGCGCAGGGAGCCCGGAGCCUCCGCCCGGGCCAGGGCCACCCCCUGCUGCGGCGUCGAGGCGGAGACCCAGACCAGCAACGCCAGCGUCAAGCAGGGUUCAGCGACAGAAGUACAAAUUGGGCCCAUGAGACUGACACAAGAUCCAGUUCAGGUUUUGCUGAUCUUUGCAAAAGAAGACAGCCAGAGUGAUGGUUUCUGGUGGGCUUGUGACAGAGCUGGAUACAGGUGCAAUAUUGCACGUACUCCAGAGUCAGCACUUGAAUGUUUUCUUGAUAAGCACCAGGAAAUAAUUGUUAUAGAUCACAGGAACUCCAGAUGUUUUGAUGCAGAAGAUAUCUGCAGAUCUAUUCGUGCCACAAAACCAUCAGAGCAUACUGUGAUACUUGCUGUGGUUCCACACAUAUCUGCUGACGAAGAAGAAACUUCUGUUCUUCCACUUCUUAAUGCAGGCUUUGAUAGGCAAUUCAAGGAGAAUAGCAGCAUAACUGCUUGUUACAAUGAACUGGUUCAAAUAGAGCAUGGGGAAGUGCGAUCUCAGUUCAAAUUACGGGCUUGUAAUGCAGCGUUUACGGCAUUAGACCACUGUCAGGAAGCCAUUGAAAUAACCAGUGAAGAUCAUGUCAUUCAGUAUGUUAAUCCAGCUUUUGAACGGAUGAUGGGGUAUCCCAAGGGAGAGCUUAUUGGCAAGGAACUUACUGAGCUACCAAAAAGUGAUAAAAACUGUGCAGAUCUCUUAGACAAUAUCAACACAUUUAUUAAAAAAGGAAAGGAAUGGCAAGGAGUUUACUAUGCAAGAAGCAAAACAGGAGACAAUAUCCAACAGCAUGUGAAGAUAACACCUGUGAUUGGUCAAGGAGGGAAAAUAAGACACUUUGUGUCCCUCAAAAGGCUGCAUUGCACCAAUGAAAACAGCAAACAGCUCUACAAGAGUCACCGUGAUGAGAAUUAUACAGGAGACAAUUCUCAGUCAGAAUCCCAUUCCUUCAAAUGCAAGAACAGAAGGAAAGACUCAAUUGAUGUUAAGUCCAUAACAUCUCAAAGUAGUGAUGCAGCUCCAAGUUUACCAACCCGACGGUACUCUUCCAUGGCAAGGAUCCACUCAAUGACAAUAGAAGCUCCUAUUACAAAGGUUAUUAACAUAAUUAAUGCUGCCCAGGAAAACAGCCCCAUCACAGUAGCAGAGGCCUUGGACAGGGUUCUGGAAAUCCUGAGGACAACAGAACUUUACUCCCCUCAGCUAGGUACCAAAGAUGAAGAUCCUCACACAAGUGAUCUUGUUGGAGGUCUGAUGACUGAUGGCUUGAGAAGACUGUCAGGAAAUGAGUAUGUGUUUUCUAAGAAUGUGAACCUGAGCCAUAGUCACCUUUCAGUGCCAAACACCAUCAAUGAUGUUCCGCCCUGUAUUGCACAGCUCUUGGAUAAUGAGGAAAGCUGGGACUUCAAUAUUUUUGAGUUGGAGGCUGUUACAAAUAAAAGGCCAUUAGUGUAUUUGGGCUUAAAGAUUUUUGCCCGGUUUGGGGUUUCUGAGUUUUUAAACUGUUCAGAAGGAACACUGCGAGCGUGGCUGCAAAUGAUUGAAGCUAACUACCACUCCUCCAACUCAUACCACAACUCCACGCAUGCAGCAGAUGUCCUGCAUGCUACCGCCUUCUUUCUCAGGAAGGAGAGAGUCAAGGGAAGUCUCGACCACUUAGAUGAAGUAGCUGCACUAAUAGCUGCCACCAUUCAUGAUGUAGACCACCCCGGACGGACCAACUCUUUCCUGUGCAAUGCGGGCAGUGAAUUAGCUGUCCUUUACAAUGAUACAGCUGUAUUAGAGAGUCAUCACACAGCACUGGCAUUUCAGCUUACAAUUAAAGACAGCAAAUGCAACAUUUUCAAGAACAUUGAUAGAAAUCGCUACCGGACAUUGCGCCAGGCCAUUAUUGAUAUGGUUCUGGCCACGGAGAUGACGAAGCACUUCGAGCACGUGAACAAAUUUGUGAACAGUAUCAACAAGCCAAUGGCAUCUGAGGAGACCAGUUCACACAGUGAAGGCAGUGACUGUGAAUGUACAGCCAAUAUAAAGAAUUUUCCAGAUAACCAGACACUGAUCAAGCGUAUGAUGAUUAAAUGUGCAGACGUAGCAAAUCCGUGUCGCCCCCUAGAGCUGUGUAUCGAAUGGGCAGGGAGGAUUUCAGAGGAGUAUUUUGCACAGACUGAUGAAGAGAAGAGACAGGGUCUGCCUGUUGUAAUGCCAGUAUUUGAUAGAAACACCUGCAGCAUCCCCAAGUCUCAAAUUUCCUUCAUUGAUUAUUUUAUAACAGAUAUGUUCGAUGCAUGGGAUGCAUUUGCACAUCUGCCUGUUUUGAUGCAACACUUGACUAAUAACUACAAACACUGGAAAACACUGGAUGAAUUAAAGUGCAAGAGUGUCAGGCUCCCAUCACAAAACAACAACUGACACUAAACCAAGAAAACCAGACCUCUUGAUCUACCAGUUUCACUGUGAAUCACUUACAGACGUGGAUACAAGAGGGGUGGCGUUACCUUUCCAGUGAAACUGAGACUUUGUGGGAAGAAGGAAAUACUUUAUUCACUCACUUCUAAGCUUCUCUGAAUCCUAAAGAAAAACGUUUUCAAGAAGGCUACAUAAUCCACAGAUUAAUAAGUGCUCUUUGGAAAUAACAUUUUGUGGCAAAAGAUUUACUUCUGAAGCUGAUUUCUAAUACUGAAUAUACAUCUAUCAAAUCUUGUAAUUGAUACAACUGUAUUCACUAACACUUCAUACAGCUGUUUCUCAGAGGGGUAAUCUCGUCACCAGUAGAGUAAGAAUAGGUUGACAAAUAAGCAUAAAAACUUCCCACUUAUCUAGCGUAAGCUUUCUCCAAUUCUGUUGAUACGGUUUAGAGAGCUGAAGAACAGUUCUAAAAGAGAACGUGCACAGUAGAACAAGUAACCUUGAUAAACAGGACACAGUAAAAAAAACCCCUGCACCAUUUAACAUAAGCUCCUUAUUAUACAGACUUUCUCUUAGAGCACCACUGUUCUUUCUUUUCCAUAUAAAAUCCUGGUAGCAGUCAAAUUCCCUUAAAAU